AUUGGGUUAUUUUAUUGUUUAGAAGAGAAAAUAAUGGAAAGAGAAUAAGGGCAAAAAGGCAAAGCAAAUGCAACGCCCAAAGGCAAAGAGAAAGAAAAGGGAAGUCCGCUUAGAAAACAAUAUAUUAUCAAACGCUCACUCUCAAACUCCCCAAACCUUCUACUCUACGCUUUCUUCUUCUUCAGAUUCAAAACACCCAUGUACUUAUCGGAGAAACCCCGUCCUAUUGACUUAUACAAAGAGGAAGGUCCCGCCGCCGCCCCCCGCGACAUGAUCAUCGAGGUCACCUCCAAUGGGGAUUUGCCACCUCACCACCACCACCACCACCCUCCUCCUCCUCACCACCACCACCAACACCAACAACAGCAACAGCAACAGCAAAUGAUCUUAGGUGAAAGCAGCGGCGAAGAUCCUGAAGUCAAAGCCCCCAAGAAACGAGCCGAGACAUGGGUUCAAGACGAAACCCGUAGCCUUAUCGGCUUCCGAAGAGAAAUGGACGGCCUUUUCAAUACUUCCAAAUCCAACAAGCACUUGUGGGAGCAGAUUUCCGCUAAGAUGAGAGAGAAAGGGUUCGAUAGAUCCCCCACUAUGUGUACCGACAAGUGGAGGAACUUGUUGAAAGAGUUCAAGAAAGCUAAGCAUCAGGACAGAGGGAGUGGGUCGGCCAAGAUGUCUUAUUAUAAGGAAAUUGAAGAGAUUUUAAGGGAGAGGACCAAAAAUUCCUACAAGAGUCCGACACCUCCUCCUAAACCCGAUUCCUUUAUGCAUUUCGCUGAUAAGGGUUUUGAGGAUGCUGGCAUUUCAUUUGGUCCUGUUGAAGCUAGUGGUAGGCCGACACUUAAUCUUGAAAGACGUUUAGAUCAUGAUGGACAUCCUCUUGCUAUCACUGCAGCUGAUGCAGUUGCGGCGAGUGGAGUUCCUCCUUGGAAUUGGAGAGAGACCCCGGGAAAUGGUGGGGACUGCCAGUCAUAUGGAGGAAGGGUUAUAACUGUCAAGUACGGGGACUACACCAGAAGGAUCGGUAUAGAUGGAACUGCUGAUGCCAUUAGAGAGGCAAUUAAAUCUGCAUUUGGAUUGAGAACAAAGCGAUCAUUUUGGUUGGAGGAUGAAGACAAUAUAGUACGCAGUUUUGACAGGGAAAUGCCUUUAGGGAAUUAUACACUCCACCUUGAUGAAGGUUUGGCUAUAAAAGUGUGCCUUUAUGAUGAGUCAGAUCAUAUACCAGUCCACACUGAGGACAAGAUUUUUUACACAGAAGAUGAUUACCGUGAAUACCUAGCCCGUCGAGGCUACACAGGUCUCAGGGAUAUUGAUGGAUACAGAAGCAUAGAUAAUAUGGACGACUUACGACCUAAUGCUAUUUAUAGAGGAGUGAGCUGAUUACCAGUACAUUGUGCUUUGCACAAAUGCAGCCCUCUCAAGAGGCUAUAUGAAGUUGCUCUUGACAAUACGUGUAUGCAUGUCAGAUAUUCUAUUAUUCACUCUGCUGCAUUAUAAAGAUUUGUAUGCUGUUUGCAUUGUACUAAUCCACUCAGCUGUAAAUAGCUUGUCGUCUGAUGUUUCUUCUCAGGACAUCAGAUCCAGUUUCCAGUGCCGGUUCUGUUCAUGCAGCCUGGAUGUACGUUGUCUGUAAAUAUGCUUUUCAGAUUAAUUGCAGGUCUGCAAUUUGAAAUUGAACUCCAAA
This is a messenger RNA of Gossypium raimondii (Peruvian cotton), 1684 nucleotides long. RefSeq names its product trihelix transcription factor GT-1. NCBI's taxonomy places the organism in Eukaryota, Viridiplantae, Streptophyta, Magnoliopsida, Malvales, Malvaceae. The transcript is spliced from 5 exons. The record is from RefSeq and is a predicted model, not a curated record. The coding region runs from base 199 to 1380 and encodes 393 amino acids.